Messenger RNA from Dictyostelium discoideum AX4, 429 nucleotides. RefSeq names its product nascent polypeptide-associated complex NAC domain-containing protein (gene nacB). NCBI's taxonomy places the organism in Eukaryota, Evosea, Eumycetozoa, Dictyosteliales, Dictyosteliaceae. Bases 1 to 429 code for a protein of 142 amino acids. The record is from RefSeq and is a predicted model, not a curated record. The transcript has a single exon. Gene Ontology annotation, cellular component: nucleus; cytoplasm.
AUGGACGCCGAAAUUGCAAGAUUAAACAAAUUAGCUGAAGAAAGAGUACGUACUGGUGGUAAAGGUUCCAUGCGUAGAAAGCAACAAGUCACCCACAAGAGCACCACCUCUGUUGAUGACAAAAAACUCCACGUUAAAUUAGCUAACCUCGGUGUCAAACCAAUUGGUGCAGUCGAAGAAGCCAAUUUCUUCAAAGCUGACGGUAACAUCAUCCACUUCAAAAACCCAUCAGUCCAAACUGCCAGCAAAACUUUUGUCAUCUCUGGUAAAAACGAAACCAAACCAAUGGCUUCAAUCCCACACGUUAUUGCUCAACUCGGUGCCGAAAACCUCAACCAAAUUAAAAAGAUGGCCGAUGCUUUCAGCGCUGCUAAAAAUGCCAACACUGAUGAUAUCCCAGAUUUAGUCAGUUUCGAUUCCAAACAAUAA